AUGGUGAAGCGCGGCUUCACCAGCACCACCGAGCGCGACGAGAACGUCGGGAAGCCCGUUUGGGUAAAGUGGAUCGAGCCACGCGGCAAGCAGAAGCACUACCACAAGGGCGAGGUUGAGUCUUUCGACGCCGCGACCCGGAUGCACACCAUCUUCUACGAGGAUGGAGAGAGGGUUCCCACGCGACUCGCGGAGCAGGAGGCCGCCGGGCUGCUCUCGUGGCACGCGCCCGGGUCAGCGGCGAAGACGCAGCCAGCGCCCGGCUCAGCGGCGAAGGAGCAGCCGGCGCGCAAAGCGGUGGCCGAGCCCGCGACGGGCCGCAAGCGGCGCCGCCAGUCGGACGCGUCUCCUCCCGCGCCCGAGCCCGCACCGAAAGUCGAGCCCGCCGCGGCGCCGGACGGCGAGUCCAAGUCGGCGUACGAGCUCGAGCGCGAGCGCAACAUCGCCCAGAACCAGGCGGCGCUUGCGGCGCUCGGGCUCGACGGCCCCUCCCUCACGCGGCGGCCUCCGCCUAGUCCCGAGGAGCUGGCCGCUCGGGCAGAGCGGGCGGCGCAGCUGGCGGCCGAGCGGGCGGCGCGGCUGCAGGAGGCCGCGGCGGACGAGUGGCUGUGCGAGAUGGAGGAGUGGCUCUCUCCAAAGGUGUCGGACGCCAACCUGCGCAACGUGAUGAAGGUGGUCGGGAACCUCGCGAGCGGCGCCGGGGUCGUCCACCCGCUCACCGGCGCGCGCUUCCGGGAGGGCGAGCCCGUCUCCCCGUCGACCGACUUCGUCGCCCUCCGCGCCGAGGCAAACUCGUUCCUGCGGCCGGAGGACGACGCCGGGCACGGCUGGCGACUCGACCACCCGAUCGGCAAGUGCAUCCUCUUCCAGCACCACCUCCACGCCUCGCGGCGCUGA
This is a messenger RNA of Emiliania huxleyi CCMP1516, 897 nucleotides long. RefSeq lists its product as hypothetical. Lineage: Eukaryota; Haptophyta; Isochrysidales; Noelaerhabdaceae. The coding region runs from base 1 to 897 and encodes 298 amino acids. The record is from RefSeq and is a predicted model, not a curated record. The transcript has 2 exons.